AUGAGCCCGACACUAAUCGAUCAGUUCACUUUCCAAGCUUCCCGAGUCGCACGUCCUACUGCCAGACAGACGCAAAGGCCGGCCGUCACAGGUCUAAGGACCUUGCAGCAGUCCCGCUCACUAUCAUUAUUCGGUUGGGGAGGCAAGGGCAAUACUGAAGGUUCCACGGCGACACCCCCGUCUACGACCGAGGCUACGAGUUCGUCGCAGACUGUCGUCGAGUCUGCCCGGAGUGUGAAAGCGUCCCAUGCGACUUCAGAUGCACCCGAUCUCACCUUUUCUCAUCCUCAUCCAGUCAGCGACGCCGAGCCAGAAGCUCUGAGAAACUUGGAAAAUUCAAUCCUCAAGCCCCAUGGCACUGCACCACCUACAAGCGAGAUAUCUGAGACUCCUGAUCUGGCUUCGAUUCCGGAAGGGCUUGGAUACCUGAAAGAUGCGUGUGGUUUGGACUUCGGAUGGGGCCCCACGGCCAUGAUGGAGGUCUUACUGGAGCACCUUCACAUCACCGCUGGGUUAUCUUGGUCCGCAUCAAUUAUAGGGCUUGCUCUCCUGGUCCGUCUGGUCUGCGUUCCAACCAUAAUUUCUGGGAGUGAUCAGUCUGCGAAGUUGAGAGAAGUGCAAGGGGUGGUCGCGCCACUGCGUGCCGAACUCCAAGAGGCUCUCCGGUCAAACAAUCGGCAGGUGGCGAUGGAGAAACAAGUCGCCUUGAGGGCCAUCAACCAGGACUACGGUAUCUCCCUCCCUAAAGCAUUUGCUGGAGUCCUUUUACAGAUCCCCUUGGGAUUUGGAGCCUUCCGUCUUCUGCGCAAUGCUGGAACCCUCCCUGUCCCCGGGCUCGAAGCUGAGCAGUUUCUCUGGCUGACGAGCCUCUCAAUGGGUGAUCCAACCUACUUAUUGCCUGGUAUGAUCGGAGUCAUGACCUACUUCAACUUCAAAGUCAGUAUGAGGGCAUCUACCGCGGGGAAUGUGGCACGGAUCGCUCUGCCAGUGGUACCGGUUGUCUCAUUUGUUUGUCUUGCGUUUCAGCCGGCUGCGGUGCAGAUCUACUUCCUGGUCAAUGGCAUUUUUACUCAGAUCCAGUCGUUGUUGUUGUUCAACCCGAGGGUCAGACAAUGGAUGAAUCUGACCGCGCUCCCGGAGCCGGGCAACCCUGCCUCGCCCACGAGCUUUUCUAAGAUGAAUGUUGUGAAUGUUGAAGAUAGACCUUUGACAGUUGCAACGCCUCCUCCGGCGAGGCCAACGACGGACCGCAGUAUCAUCGACAAGGGUGUUGAUCUUGUCAAAGAAAGGGGACAAGAGGCAUGGAAGAGCACGGUUGGCAACAUGUCUGAGGCAUGGCAGAAGGAAAGGUUGAAGAAGAUUGAACAGGAAAAACGGGCGAAACGCGCGGCCACGGUGGCCAAGUACGAGGCUCAACGAAGACAAGACCUGGAAGAGCAGAGAUUCCAUCGGAAUGCCGGGGCCGUUGGACCCAUGCGCAUUAACAGAAAGUCGGAGGCGCCAUUGGCUUCCAGACGACAAGAGGAGAAUUGA
Molecule: messenger RNA, 1533 nt
Organism: Capronia epimyces CBS 606.96
Lineage: Eukaryota; Fungi; Ascomycota; Eurotiomycetes; Chaetothyriales; Herpotrichiellaceae
Exons: 1
Coding region: 1-1533 (510 amino acids)
Biological process (GO): protein insertion into mitochondrial inner membrane from matrix; mitochondrial respiratory chain complex IV assembly
Cellular component (GO): mitochondrial inner membrane
Molecular function (GO): membrane insertase activity
Source: RefSeq, a predicted model, not a curated record